CGGACGGGAACUGGUGUUUUCGCCUAGGUGUGGCCGUAGAUUACCAUAUACCCUCAAUAUGGUAAUUUACAUUGGCUUUAACAGAAAUCGUUGUUUCCUCCCAGUAUGUGCUCGUCCCAGUCCGCAUCAUUCAAAUUAAUAUGAUAUUUAGCUAACUUGCAAGUCUUUCUUCCAUCUUCACUGCAGUUGCAGCUCUAAGCAAGUAAAAGGGAAAAACUAAUAGCUUAGAUCCAGUAUUCCCCAUAUACGACUCAGAUGUCCUUUGUCAUUGUGUUCGGCAGGUUCCUCGAUGGUCUCCAAUGUACUUAAAAUAUAAAUUGGGAAGAAUACAAAGACACCUCAAUUUAGUAAGUAAACAUUCAACUUCAUAACCGAUGCUUAAAUGCUGCUUGUGUUACUUUGUUAUCUGCAAACGCUUUGUGCUACACCCUACCGUUCUUGACCUUUACCUCAUUAACAAUUCCUUUGUUUAAAAAAUAAGGACUUAAAGGAAAUCCGAGUUCAUAAUAAUUCGGUUUUCUAAGAUUUUCAGUUAACGUCAUUUUCAAUUGAAGGCCGUCGUCAAUUUUUUUGUUAAAGUGAAGCCGACAACGAAAAACAAUCUGAGCUUUCAGACGCAGCCAAAUAGGAAACGCUCCUUUGAUCAAGAGCCAGAAAAUCGCUCAACACGUCGUAAGAUGGAGUUGACAAAAACAUGGGAGCAAGAAAUUGUUCGUCUUAUCCUUCAAUUCUUAAAUGAUUACGGUUAUGGAGAUACUUUAAAAUGCCUGGAAAACGAAAGUGGGCUUGUUUACGAGGCGGAAAACGUUAAAUCGUUUCAAAAAGCCGUUGCUUCCGGUGACUGGCAAACUGCUGAGAGUUGCUUUGCUUCUAUGAAGCUCAGAGACGAAAGCAAAAGAAACGAAGCCCUUUUUCUUUUGCAAAAACAAAAAUGCUUAGAACUAGCUGAGAAGGGAUCGCUUUGUGAGGCAGUCUUUGUUCUACAAACAACCGAUAAUACGUAUUUUAAUCAAAGCAAAGAGGAGUUGAUCUCUCAAAUCAUGUUUUCAAGAAAAAGUAUUGCAGAGCCUGCAUCUGGCAUUAAAGACAAUCGUCCUGCUUUAUUAAAUGAGCUAUCUUUCUACAUCAGCCCCGACAUUAUGAUGCCAAAGAAUCGGCUCUUAGAUCUUUUAAAUCAAGCAAAAAGUUGUCAGGUUUCUUCUCAAUGCUAUCAUAAUGUUUUGAAAAACUUCACCUUUCUGUCAGAUUACCAUGCUGAACCUAGUGAAAUUCCAACAAAGGAAAUCCAUUGUUUCGAUGACCACACGAGUGAAGUUUGGCAGAUUUCCUACUCAAAUAGCGGCAAAUACUUGGCGUCUGCAUCGCAAGAUAAAUCAGCUAUAAUCUUUGACUUAGUUAAUAUGAAGAUGCUACACAGAUUAAUUGGACAUAGCAAAGAAGUCGCUUAUGUGAAAUGGUCUCCCGAUGACCGUUAUUUACUUACUUGCUCUAACGACUACUCGGUAAUUCUUUGGGAUGCGUUUACUGGUGAAAAGAUCCGGCAUCUAAAAGAGCAUACCUACUUUGUGAGCUGUUGUUGCUGGCUACCUGACGGGUUAUCUUUCAUUACAGGGUCUCCUGACAUGACAAUUAUUCAUUGGUCGCUAACCGGAGAGGUCUUGCACAAAUGGAAAGAUGUUAAUAUUUACGAUAUGGCAAUUAGUAACGACGGGUCGAAGUUGUAUGCAGUUGGGUACCAAAAGCAACUUGAAAGUGAAGAUAAACAUAUUGCCGUUUAUUCCAUAUCUACAAGAGAAUGCCUGAAAAAAAUCUAUCUCGAAUCAAAGGUGACUUCAAUCUCGCUAUCAAAAGACUCUCGUUAUGCACUGACAAAUAUUGAGCCUCACACAAUAUUGCUGUGGGAUAUACAAGAAUAUCGUAUUAUUCGGCAAUACAUGGGUCAUAAACUGGGGAACUGGUUGAUCGGCUCUUGUUUUGGUGGUCAAGACAAUACGUUUGUUUUAAGUGGUAGCCAAGACGAGUUUAUUCGAAUAUGGCAUCGUGACUCCGGAAAAUUACUUACUACUUUACCCGGGCACUCGAAAUGCGUUAACUACAUUGCUUACAAUCCUGUGGACCCCUAUCAAUUUGCUUCAGCUAGUGAUGAUAGCACUAUUCGUAUAUGGUCAAACAAAGACCGUCAAUAAGGAAGUGCAUUUUUAUGAAAAAGAAAAAAAGUUCUUCAUUUCGUUAUGAACGUGAAUGAUUAUUAUCUUUUGAAUGUCUCCAUUAUAUAUGAUUGAAUGAAUAAAAUGUUUUGUCUAAUUUGGUAAAAAAAAAAAAAAAAAAGAAUUGUCAUAAAAGUAUGUAUAGUCAUCAUAAACUAGGUUCCGUAACAUUCAUCAUUU
Schizosaccharomyces cryophilus OY26 is the source of this 2387-nucleotide messenger RNA. Its product is annotated as WD repeat protein. The transcript is spliced from 3 exons. The record is from RefSeq and is a predicted model, not a curated record. Bases 678 to 2186 code for a protein of 502 amino acids. Gene Ontology annotation, cellular component: GID complex. Gene Ontology annotation, biological process: proteasome-mediated ubiquitin-dependent protein catabolic process. NCBI's taxonomy places the organism in Eukaryota, Fungi, Ascomycota, Schizosaccharomycetes, Schizosaccharomycetales, Schizosaccharomycetaceae. Gene Ontology annotation, molecular function: protein binding.